AUGUCUUUCUCAAACUAUUUCAAUCCAGUAGCAGAUGCGUCUGUCACCUUUAAUGGUGCCAAUAUUCAUCUGGAUACGCUGGGUUCUAAUGCUGUCCGUGAUGCUGAAACAUUGAAUUCAAGGGCACCAGGUGUUUCUUCUUCUCAAAUCAAUGACUUAACAUUCCAAGCUAAGCAAGGUGAAGUUGUCUUAGUUUUAGGUAAGCAAUCAUCCGAGUUAUUUAAGUCCAUUUUCCAUGGCAACGAUAAUUUAUGUUAUAGUCCAGAAGGCUCCGUUAGAUUUAAAGAUUAUGAAUACAAACAAUACUCUAAAAAAUGUCCACAAGAAAUUAUCUAUAACAAUGAACAAGAUGUUCAUUUUCCAUAUUUAACUGUUGCCCAAACAAUUGAUUUUGCUAUUGAAUGUAAAUUUAAAAUGCCAUUAGAAGAAAGAAUUAACUUAAGAAACCAAUUAUUAGAGGAAUUUGGUCUUUCUCAUGUCUUAGAUACAUUUGUAGGUAACGAUUUUGUUCGUGGUGUUUCUGGUGGUGAACGUAAACGUAUUUCCAUUAUCGAAACAUUUAUCAGUAAUGGUUCUGUUUACCUGUGGGAUAACUCUACAAAAGGUUUAGAUUCCGCUACUGCUUUAGAUUUCUUGUCUAUUUUAAGAACUAUGGCUGACGCUACUCGUUCAGUCAAUCUUGUCAAGAUUUCUCAAGCUAGUGACAAAAUUGUCGAAAAGUUUGAUAAAAUUUUAAUGUUCACUGAAUCAUACCAAGUCUUUUAUGGUACUGUGGAUGAAUGUUUAAAAUUUUUCCACGAUGAUCUUGGUAUCAAGAAAGAUCCAAAUGAUUGUAUUAUCGAAUAUUUAACAUAUAUUCUAAAUUUGAAGUUCAGAGAUAAUGAACAAUAUGGUUCGGUAAUUAGCGACUCCAAUACAACAACGUCUGAAAUCAAUACCGAGGAAGAUUUAUAUCAUCAUUGGAUAAACUCUGAUAUUUAUCGUAAUUUAAAAAGCUCUAUUGGUGCUGAUACUCCUUGUGUAGCCACAAUAGAUGCUGCUGACAUUAAACCAAAUUUUACUAUCUCAGCCUACAACCAAGUUCGUAGUUGUACUAGAAGAGCUUUUCAAAGAAUCAUCGGUGAUAAAGCAUACAUCAUUUCCCAAUUUAUUGCUGUUAUUGUUCAAUCUUUAGUUAUUGGUUCUUUAUUUUAUGAUGUCCCAUUAACUACUGUUGGUUCAUAUUCUAGAGGUUCAUUGACUUUCUUCUCUUUACUAUUUUUCACUUUUUUGACAUUUGCUGAUAUGCCUUCAUCUUUCCAAAGAAAACCAAUUGUUAAGAAACAUACACAAUUGUAUUUUUAUGAUAACUGGGUUGAAACUACUGCUACAAUAAUAUAUGAUUACUUCUUUAAGACAAUUUUGGUUAUUAUCUUUAGUAUCAUUUUAUACUUCUUAGCACACUUCCAAUUUGCUGCUGAUCGUUAUUUCAUCUUUUUACUAUUUUUGGUUCUUUACAAUAUUACUGUUGUGACGUUAUUUACAUUGAUCGCUUUAUUCAGUCCAACAUUGGCUAUUUCCAAUUUAGUUGCCGGUAUUUUGUUACUAGCUAUUGCUGUGUAUGCCUCUUAUGUUAUUUACAUAAGAGAUAUGCACCCAUGGUUUGUGUGGAUUGCCUACUUAAACCCAGCUAGAUAUGCUAUGGAAGCUAUUUUAACGAAUGAAUUGUUCAAUGUCAGAUUAGAUUGUACUGAGACCAUUGUUCCAAGGGGUAAAACUUAUGAUGACUUAGACUUUACACAUAGAGCUUGUGCUUGGCAAGGUGCUACUUUAGGUAACACUUAUGUCAGAGGUCAAGAUUACUUGUUGUCUGCUUUAUCUUAUAAGUACAGUCAUGUGUGGAGAAAUUUUGGUAUUAUUAUUGGUUUCUUGGUAUUUUACAUCUGCUGUUCAUUAUUUAUUUCCCAAUACAUCACACCAUUAUACACUGCUGAAAAUCUAGAUCGUUGGAUGUUUUACGCUAAGAAAUAUAUUCCAUUCAUAUCACAAAAUUCUACCAAGAGCCAUCCAAUAGAUGAUAUCGAUGACAGCGACUCAAUUAACACAAUUUCUAGCUUUGAUACACCAGUACUUAUGGAUGAAGACAAGGAAGGUAAGGAUCAUAAUAUCAAGCAUUAUCAAGUUGAACGUGACGAAGAAAUUGCCUCUCAAAAGCACGUUAUUUCAUGGAAGAACAUUAACUAUACAAUUGGAGACAAGCUAUUAAUUGAUAAUGCCUCUGGUUAUAUUAGUUCUGGUUUAACUGCUUUAAUGGGUGAAUCUGGUGCUGGUAAGACAACUUUAUUGAAUAUUUUAUCCCAACGUACUGAAUCUGGCGUCGUUACAGGUGAAAUUAUGAUUGAUGGUAUGGUAUUGAACAAUGGUUCAGCUUUCAAGAGAAGUAUUGGUUUUGUUCAACAACAAGAUGUUCAUCUGGAUGAAUUGACUGUUAAAGAGUCUUUGGAAAUCUCAUGUACUCUGAGAGGUGACGGUGACAAAAAAUAUAUGGACACUGUUUCUAAAAUGUUAAAAUUACCUUCUGAAUGUAUGGUUAGAGACUUAACACCAACUGAAAAGAAACUGUUAUCUAUUGGUGUUGAAUUAGUCACCAAACCUUCCCUUUUGUUAUUCCUUGACGAACCUACAUCUGGUUUAGAUUCUGAAGCUGCUGUUACCAUUGUUAAGUUUUUAAAGAAGCUAUCUAUGCAAGGUCAAGCUAUUUUAUGUACCAUCCAUCAGCCUAGUAAGAGUGUUAUUAGCUAUUUUGAUAGCAUUUAUUUAUUAAAGAGGGGUGGUCAAUGUGUAUACUUUGGUCCAAUGCAAGAGGCUUGUGAUUAUUUUGUUAGUAAAGAUAGUUCUUUAGUUUACGAUAGAGAAUUUGAUAACCCAGCUGAUUUCAUCAUCGAUACAGUUGGUAAAUCAAAUGCUAUCGCAGAAAAGGAUGAAUUUAAGAGUGUUUCAAAUUGGAGCGAUACUUGGAUUAAUUCUCAAGAAAGAUUAAAGACAGAUGCUGCUGUUUUAGACCUAGAAGAAAUUGCUCGUAACUCCGGUGUUGAUUAUACUGCAAAUGUAUGGAGUCAACCAUCUUACAUGAAGCAAUUAAAAGUUAUUACAAAAAGACAAUAUUUAUGUACAAGAAGAGACAAAGCUUAUGUUAUUGCUAAGUAUUUGUUGAAUGCAGGUGCAGGUUUGUUCAUUGGUUUUUCAUUUUGGCACAUUAAACAUAACAUCCUUGGUUUACAGAAUGUUAUUUUCUUAUGUUUCAUGUCUAUGUGUGUUUCUUCUCCCUUAAUCAAUCAAGUUCAAGACAAAGCUUUAAUUUCUAAAGAAGUUUAUCUUGCAAGAGAAGCAAGAUCUAACACCUACCAUUGGUCUGUAUUAAUUUUGGCCCAAAAUAUUAUUGAAAUUCCAUUAGCAGUUACAAGUUCUACAUUGUUUUUUGUUUGUUGUUACUUCUGUUGUGGUGUUGAUACAGCUCCACAUAUUGCUGGUGUAUGGUUUUUAAAUUAUAUUGUUUUUGCUAUGUACUAUAGUACAUUUGGUUUAUGGUUAAUUUACACUGCCCCAGAUUUACAGACCGCUGCCGUUUUCGUUGCAUUCUUUUACAGUUUCACUGCUGCUUUCUGUGGUGUUAUGCAACCAUAUAGUUUAUUCCCUGGCUUUUGGAAGUUUAUGUAUAGAGUUUCUCCAUAUACAUAUUUUAUUGAGACAUUUGUCAGUUUAUUAUUACAUGAUAGACCAGUUAUUUGUGACCAAGGUGAAUACGUCCCAACCUCCGUCGUUGGUCAACAAAAUUGUGGCGAGUUUAUGGAAGCAUAUGUUGAGGAAUUUGGUGGUAUGAUUAUGAACAAGAAGGCUAAAUCUGUUUGUGCUUAUUGUACAUAUGUGGUUGGUGAUGACUUUUUAACAACCGAAAAUAUGAGUUACCAUCACAGAUGGAGAAAUUUCGGUUUGGAAUUUGUUUAUGUUGGAUUUAAUUUCUUCGCAAUGUUCUUUGGAUUCUAUUUCACAUAUGUUGGUAAGUAUUGGCCAACUGUCUUCAAGGCAAUUGGAUUAAUAAUUCCAUUUAGAAAAGCAAGAAAACUAACCAAACAUUCUUCAUGA
Molecule: messenger RNA, 4122 nt
Organism: Tetrapisispora phaffii CBS 4417
Lineage: Eukaryota; Fungi; Ascomycota; Saccharomycetes; Saccharomycetales; Saccharomycetaceae
Exons: 1
Coding region: 1-4122 (1373 amino acids)
Biological process (GO): transmembrane transport
Cellular component (GO): membrane
Molecular function (GO): ABC-type transporter activity; ATP hydrolysis activity; ATP binding
Source: RefSeq, a predicted model, not a curated record